AUGGCAUGGUGUGACCGAGGGGUUCAGACUGUGCUGGCCAUCGUGGGGGCCUUCGCCGCCUUCAGUCUCAUGACCAUCGCCAUCGGCACCGACUACUGGCUUUAUUCUCGGGCGUACAUCUGCAACGCCACGAAUGUUACCGCGGACGAGACCCAGGUACAAACCAAGAAAGUCAAAGGCGACCUGACGCACUCCGGACUGUGGAGGAUCUGCUGUAUUGAAGGUAAAACUAAGUCUUUUAAGUAAGGAGCCGAUAUCCUACAAACUUUUCUGUCAUAAACGAUGUUAGACAGUACAGUGACGAACCAGCUGGUCCCCUUUGGAUGUUUGGAUUUGACUGUUUUGAUAAGAAUUGCAGGAGUAGAUAAUGGAAAUGGUUUGAAUCUUAAAAAUCUCCUUUAUGUUCUGUUAUAAAAAAAAUACAGCUGUUUCAUUUUGAUGAAUGCACCUGUUGGGACUAAGCGUAAACCACAGACACUCAACAGUUUGCUGUGAUAACGCAGCAAAAGGAUGACAGCAGAACAGGUUGAACCAUGUUUAUGACCGUUUUCAUGGUUAAUGGCACGAAUGGCUUCAAAAAGGUAACACUGGAUUGAUAUGGUUAGGGGGGGAAAUGGAGGGAAAGUGUUGUGUGUUGCGCGCAAAGCUUUGUUGUCCGUGCGCAAUUUUCAGCCUUUUUCCCUUAGUAAACGACUAAGUUAGUGACUGCAAACCCAGCGGGCAGAUCAAGAAAUACAACAUUGAUAACGGGGUUUCAAAGACGUGACUGUGCCAGCUGUUAAAUAAGACUGCACCCUAAAACAAAGUUGAGACUGACUGGCACAAAAAGUCGCAUAUCAGCCAAAAUAAAGACCUUCUCCGGGGAUAUUUUAAUGAUUCGUUCAGCCGUUGUGUUGUUGGGUAUCCAUGAUCCUCAGCAGACGCGCCUGAGUGAUGGGCUGGGCUUUCAACAGCUUGUUGCUUGUUGCUGUUUGGACACGAUUUCGCACAAUUGCGCGCGAAGACUAGCCGGAAGAAAACUAAAAAUACAAUAAUUUUAAUUGAUGAGGAAUGAUCAGCAAGAACAUAACCAUAAAACAAAUCAUCUCAGGGAAGUCACGGUGAUGUCUGCUAUCAGCCAUCAGCCCUGCCUGCUGUGGCGCUGUCCACUGCUGCUGGUGCUGAAAGCUUCACUCUGAUAAAUGUCCUUUCCCUGAUAAAAUACAGAACUAAAUAAGGGUUGAAUUGAGAAUCAACUAAAGACCAUAAGACAUCAGAAAACAGGACUGAUCAUGAAUCACUGGCACCAAGAACUACGCAUUUGCUUAUUAAUGAAGAAAACAUAAAUAACUAUUCAUGACUUUUAUCAACUUGUCCAAGAGGUGCUGCUGUGGUAUGAUUUUUCACUGUCUGUCAUAUCAUACUAAUGUUGCAUAAGCCAUUGAAGCUGACUGUGUCCCCUCUCUAUAUCUCAAACCACUUCACACAUUCAUUAUUGCAUUACAUGGCGUACUGUGAAAUGGCUUUUUAAAUUGAAUUCAACAUGGGUUUACCAUUUUGCUGUUAGAGUUGAGUACAUUUUGAAAGUUAAUGAUUUCUAUGUAGGCAGCAUCUCAAACAUGCACAGAGGCUUGACUCUGUUGUGGGUGGGGGUCCAACUGAGGAGGUGGCGCUCACCCAGAGAUUUGUCUCAUAUGCAGAUGAUUGCAGCGAUUUCCAGGGUCACACUCCGUGCACUUUUGCUCUGCACUCUUACUACGUGUUCUAGGAUUUCACGUUUAAAAAGGGCAUCACUAUUUAUAGCUUUUCUGUUAAGUUAAUCAAAAAGACAUGUUCACUCUUUCUCACUACAAACCUCUGAGAGUAUCCUCAGCAGGAGUGAGGUGGAGUACUCUCUGUUCUGAAACAUCUGUCGACUUUUCUGCCGUCCUCUCUUUUUCCCCUCCUUGCUCACAUUGUCGAGUGUAAGAGCUGAAGCUAAAAGUCACACAAUAUCCUGCUCUCUCUCCACACGCACACACACACACUUUCACCUCUUCCACCCUGUUGCCAUAGCAGAUUUGUAUUAGGGCUGAAGUGUUAAUUGUACAUUCAUUUCACCUUCCAGGUAAGCGAUAAUCACUUCCCGGAAAAAGAAAGAAAAACAUGGAGUACACUUUGUUCUAUUAGAGUCAAAUUAAGAGAGUCAAUAAAUAAUGUGUACGCCCCAGGUGAACUCAGGCUAACCUUGCAGAAGAAAUUACACCUGUCUAUGUGAGCCAAACAGACGUCUGUAUUGGUGUUGUCUCCUGUAAAACAAGGCAGAGGUUCACUGGAGGUGAGUGUGAUGGAAAAUGAGCUUUUAGUGGAAAUAAUGCGAAGUUGUUCAGCAGGCAGUCAUGCUGAAAUGCAACAACAACUCUCACUUAACAGAGUCAGCCUUAACUGAUGAACAUGCUGGAGAGGUACUUAAAAAGACAAUGUGGAUUGAACAGACAUUUAAAUCCUGCUGAUCUGACGUAAGCAAAGCUGAAAAGUUUAUCACUUCAUCAGUUUUGGUUUUUUUUAGCUUUGUUUUCUUGAUGUCUGAUCUCUUUCUUGCAGAUUUAUCAGCUUAUUGUAUGAGUCUAAGGAUCAUCCCUAUGCAUGUGUUGUAUGUGUGUGUGUGUGUGUUAGCCCGGUGAAUGCAUUAGUAAGAUGUCAAAGGCAUCCUCUGAGAGGCAGAGCUAGGAAUGUGAUUCUUGGUUGCCGGGGAGGAGGUUGCCAUGGUGAAGCUAUGCUGAGUAAUAAAAGAUGGGCUUAGCUCUCUCAGACAGACGGGCUCUGGGGAGAUUCCACCCCUACUGAGCUCCUUUGCCGUCUCGCUCCUCUCUCUGUCUUCCUCGCCUGUCAUCCCUCUCAUCAUUAACUCUCUUACCUUUUUUGUAUUUACCACAUAAAAUAUUUCCACCUUUAGUUUAAUCUUCCAAAGAAAAGUUUUCUUUCAACUCUUUGAUUCUCUCUUAUAUCUUUUGCACCAAUUUAUUCCAGACCUAUUAGGUGUCACCACCGGGAACACAGAAACAUCCAAUUACACUGAAACACUGAUCUUAUAAAAAUCAAACACACUUGAGCUCCACUAACACACUCAGUAUGGAUAUUACAUAGUGACUGUGCCUCAGUAUUGAUCGAGGGGGCUUGGCACAUAAAAAAUGCAAAAGAAUCUGAGAGUGGAAAACAUUUUAGAGAGAGAGAUCAAAGCAGAAGAGUGGGUAUUGAGACAUGAUAGUGAUCAGACAUGUCACAAAAAGAGACUGAGAGUUAAAAGAGAGUAAAAGAGGGAGGUCUGAGGUUGGAGAGAUGCUCAAACACGAGCAGAGGGUCUGGCUAUGAGAGAUAUUUCAUCACUUUAUAUUUGUUUAUACUUGUCUUCAGUCAGUCUCACACAUUAAUCCAGCAACAGCAGGCAACAAAAGACAAUCAAGUCAGCAGAAAUCAUGGCACAAUAAAACACUCUAAAAGAGCCAUUUGCAAACAAAUAUUUGUUCACAUCUGGUGUUUCUCAUCAAAAAGAAUUACGUGUAUUCUUAGGGUCUAACAUAAAACUCUGCACGCUAUAAAGUGAAUCUAUCUCUGUGGAGAAGCCGACUUCAGUACUUGGACUUGUUGAGCUGUUUUUAACCCUUUAAGGCAAAUAAGUUAUUAUUAAAAUUGCUUCUAAUAAGAAACUUGUUUACAUCAUGUAUAUAUACCUGUCAUCAUUAGGAUAUUUGUUGACAUUAAUCAGACUUAAUAAGGGUUAACUGAAGAUCAAUAAACAUAUUUAUAGCUUGUAACACACUUGUAGGGAAUUUUUUUUUUUUUUUUACCAAUAACAGAAUUUUGGCAGCUUUUAAAAUUCAAUAAGAUGUUCAUCAACAUUAAUAUAACUGUAUGAGGCUUUGUUAUAAAUCCAACCAACUUUUAUUAUUGCCUUAUUACAAGCUCCCACUGGAAUCUUCUUAAUCAAAAUCCCACUUAUGAACAUCAUGUAAACGUUGUUUGGCAUGAGUAAAACUUUAAAAUGGUUAACAAUGCCUGAGAAGGAUCAAUAAAUCCUUUAUUAAGACUUUAACUUACUGUACAUGUUGAUUUUUUUUUCCCUCAGAGAAUGUCGAUCUCUGAAACGAGCAUUGUUGAUUGUUAGAAUGAGAUUUAUUUAUCCAAAUAAGACACUUUAGAUCCAGUCGCUGCAGAGGAGCAUUGUUAGCUGUUAAUAAGUGCACAAUAAAGGACUUAUAACAGUUUACUGUUGUUCAUUACUCCUCAAUUAACCUUUAUAAAGUCUUACUAACGUUACAAAACAUCCUAUUUUAACAAACUGUCACCUGUGCUUGUUAACAUCUCGGUGGUAAAGUAUCUUAGUGCUGUAGCUUUAAUGCUAUUUUAAAGCAAUGUCACAAAUGCUUUAAGUCAGGCAAGUUAAUCAUGGAUGAAAUAUGAUGAUGAUGAUAGUGAGUUUGAAUGUAGCAAGUGUGAUGGUGGCUUAAAGGCAUAGUUCGGUCUUUCUUAAGUUGGGAUUGUAUGACAUACUUAUAACCAAGAGAAGAUCCUGAUAACUUAUACUCACUUUAACUUUAACAAACUGUAUCCAUAGCACUAUUCUUCUUGUAAUUGUAGGCUUGAUUCAGAAAUUUCUCAGGACUUUACAUUGCUUUAUCGAGCUUGUUUGUUUUUUUUCCACAGUUUUUGGACACAGCACCUAAGUGUUCUUCAAGUUCAGCCCAAGUUUAAUCGGCAUACACGUAGUCUAAGUAACACAGAUUAAUUUGAUAGGGUUAACAUAGCACAUAUCAACAUGUCAUUAUAAAAUAAUAUUUAAAAAAAGAAAAAAAACUUACAACUGUACUUUGAACACAAUCUUCUGUUUGGGUUUUGUGAAUUUAUGAUAACUUCUGAAGAUUAAAGCUCCUGUGAGGAGUUGUUUUGUGUUUGUGAAAUGGACUGAAAUUCAUAGUGAUUCCUUUUUAUGAUAUACACAAACUAACAAGACCAUCAGCAACAAUAUUGAUUUUUUUUUAUUGUAAUUUAUGUAAGCCUGAAACUGAUGUGUGGGGGGUGGGUAUCAGCUGAGCAGCUGAAGAAACAGUUUCUGUUUUUAGAUUUCACCCAUAAUAUAGUCAUAAUAAAAGCCACAUUUGACAGUCAGCAAGAUAAGACUUUUGUAAGAAGACACUACCUAUGCAUCUAAGGGACAAAAUACAGACUGCUUGGUCCACAGGAGGUGCCAAAGUUGACCCAAACCAAAGGGUUAGGCUAAGGGUGAAUGUUCAGUACUGCAGGUAACUUCAACUGUUUGGGAGUCAGUGGUGUCCUCUUGAUUCAGAGGGGUGUGGUUGCACAGUUGUUGCCAAGUCCCACUCAUGACAGCAAGUUGUUUCCUCCAGUCAUGGACAUGGGCUCACAGUUACAAAGUCUGCACCACCAGGUAACGUGGGUUUUCUCCUGCUCUCCACUUAGCAUUGAAGUUUCUCCCUUCUUUUCUUCAGUUUAGUUUCUUUCUUCCUCUAAAAACUCUUUCACAGCAGUGUCCACUUGUGUCCAUGGCAAACAUCAUAUCUGUUAUAGUUAUAAAAUUUGGUAGUAUUUUUGCAGUUGAUUGCAAUGUGCAUAAAUGAUCUUUUCAAAUUUCUUAGUGUAAAUCCUCUACAUUUUUAGUUUCGAACAGAUGACUUGUUUCCUUGAAUGCCUCUUCAGAUGUGUUACAGGUGUGUUGCGUGGCUCCAGAGCUACUAAUAAAGAAGUCACUGGAUGAUGCAGCAAAAUCAGCCAUCUGUUUUUUUUUUUAAAUUCAAAGUCUAACCUUUCAAUAUUCAUAAUGCUGUAAUGUUUUAUUCUCUUAAAAGAGGAGAGAAGAUUUUCACAGUGAAGAAAAAGAGCCCGGGUCUCUGAAUAGAAGAUGCUCGAGGGGUUUGGAUUCACAGCAGUCUGUCCUCAAACACUUUCUGACAUGGUUAGGGGUGAAAAACAAUACAGCUCUGCACAGCUGUGGUUUAGAUAUUAUUUUCUAAGAGGAGACUCCAAUAAUUACUGUCGCUUUUCAUUUUUGUUGCAUAUUGACUCAGCAGAGGGUAAACAAGUCAUACUUUUUGUCCUUGUUUUAAUUAAUCCAGGCUCAUUAUAAAAGACACAAUAUCUUUGUUUCACUGUUGCCAUUUGGUCCCUGCACAUGCUGUUUUCUCCAUCACUCACACUCCCUCUGCUUUUUUGGCUGCUCUGCAGGUAUCAACAAAGGAAGCUGUUUUCAAAUCAAUCAUUUUCCAGAGGAUAACAACUACGACACAGACAGCUCUGAAUACAUCCUACGUAAGUUACUGCAUCCUCUUCAUCUUCAACCAACACUCAGAGAAAAAAAGAGAGGUUACUAAGUGGUGAUGGAGUUAACACCGCACUACGUAAUGUGUCAUGACAUCUCCAUCCCUCCCCCAUAAAAGCCUGAUGUCAUGACAGUGAUUAGAGCUGGAGAGAUGAUGAAGUGAUGUUGUCCGCUGAUGAGUAAUGAGCUCGUCCAAAAUCACGAUCCCAGCCUCUUUAAAAGCAUAAUGUAGCACAACGUCAUUUGAUAAAGACAAGUCAGUCUGAGUGGCUACACCCAAAACUGCCCACUUAUCACAGUUCCAUCGAUCUCUCCGUUUUGCACAAGAUAUCAUAUAAGCUUCAUUCCUCAUAUCAGAUUUGGUUUGUUGUUUGAUGUUCUUGGGUCCAUAGUAACCGUAUACCAUCUAUUCUGCUGUCUGUAUGAAUCAAUUUCAAUUCGCUCAUGGAAAUUAAAUCCUGCGCUCUCUGUUAGUCCCAUCGGAGGGUAGUGUCUGCUAAUCAGGCCUUAGUAUCUGUGGAAGCGUUCAUCUGGUAAACCUCGGGCACUUUUUGCUCUCCUUUACUCCUUUUUCCACACACUUACUGCAGACUUACUACAGAUGUCAGCGGGUGGGGAAUAUUUUGCCUUUCAGAGAGAGGCUAAAGAUCCUCAGACAUGGCAUAAUUUUGCAUUUGAGAAGUGCCAUAAAUGUUGAGCAGUUUCGCAAAAGAUCUUCACACUUCUUAAGAGAUCAGGUAGAGAAAGCUGACGUAUAUGUUAAAUGCACUCCCUCCCAGAUGCCUUAAUGCUACUAUCUAUGUCUGAUGUUAGCUGGGAGUUUUCUUCUCUGCUUUUAUCCUGGUAUACUUGCAUCAUGGACUGGCAGGUUAUCGCCAUCUGUUGAUUAGCAGAAUACUUUGAAACUAAUAAAUAUGUAUAGCACCCCUUCUUCUGAGUGUGAGUCCACAAGAGGAAGACAGAAAGCGAGGGAACCAACCAAAAAGUAAAACCAGCUCCAUUCACCUUAUUAAAUGUGGAAAUUUUCCUCUAUAUAUAAGAUAAUGGCACCUAAAUCCUAUAGCAAACAUAAGAUUACAUCUUAUUCCUGGGUUAAAUUAUUAAUACUUGGCUGACAACACUAUUGAUUCAGAUACACUUCUAACUGUAAAAUAGUAAUAAGAUCUCUGAUGUUUUUAGGAUUGGAUGUUUUAAGCACAGAUCCGUCAAGUUACUUUACCUGACCAGUAGAGACAGGAAGAUUUAUCAGUCAUUAUCCAAUUCAUCAUAACCGGCAGCACUGGCAAGACAAGGCUGAUAUUACGGUCAUCUUUUCUAAAUGAAAACACGUUUUCCUCAUCCCCAGUGAAAGCAUAUGGAAUUGAAAACACGCACUGACUCUAGUUUAUGAUAAUUCUGUUACAUCAUACAGAGUAAUGCAGUUCGAUAUUGUUUCUGACAGAAAUAUGGGUCAUUUUCUGAAGUCUACUACAAACCCUAAUGUUUUUGUCUUUAUCAAUUCAUUAAAAGUCCAUAUAGAAUAUGCCACUGGCUAAGAUAACCAAGUAUAUUAGAUUUUAAUGUGCAUGAAGUCAUAAGUUUAUACACCACACUUAAAAGCAUGUGUCUUUCUGUUGUGGGGGUGAAGCUGUGGAACAGCCUGCCCCAUGAUCUUAAACAAAGCAAAACUAUAGCACAGUUAAAAAGUAAAUUAAAGUAGGGUAUGGGAUUUUCGUUUUGCCACACUUAUUAUAUUUAAUUGGGUAUGGUAUACAUGAGUAGUAUUCUAGGUGAAUAUAUAAAGCGUAUUUAUGAGGAUAUAGGUAUGGAUGUAUAUAUGUAUAUAUGAGGUCUCUGUUUUAGUAUUAACGCUUAGUUAUAUAUUCAUGCUAGACUUUGGAGCUUUGAUUAUUUUUUGGCAACAUCAAAGAUUCCAAAGACAUAUCAAGGGUAAACGAGUAGGAAGGAAUGAGAGUAGGUACACAUAAGCUAAAUAGCUUCAACCUACUCCUUUUCCAAUCCCCCCAAAAUAGGGAAUUGCUUGUCUAAAAUUGUACUGUAUGUAUAUUAGAUCGAAUAAACAAUAUAAUACAAUAUAUGUAUUUUUUUUAUUAUUUCUUUGGCUGAGCAGAAAUCGAAAAGUCACUUCUGUGAAUAUUUUUACAGAGCCAAUGAUUUUUUCCUUCUACAUUUGUUUGAUAAAUUCAUGUUCAGCAAUGUUGCUACUUAUUUGUAAAUACUAUUAACUUGACAUAUUACAUCGAUUGCAAAAAGAAAAAGAAAAAAAGAAACAGCGUGAUCUUAAAGUAUAUACUGGCCAUCAGCCAACCUGCUUUCUCAAAGCUUCAAGAUCAGCCAUUAAAAAACUGAUAUCAGUCGACCUCUACUGAACAGGAUCAUGUUUAAACCUUUUUGUUAAAUGGUCCGAGUGUUAAUGGAAAGAUGCCAGCAAGCUAGUUCAGGCACGCAAACUCAAGCUGUGCCGAUUCCUCACUUGAGAUGCAUAUUCUCCACAAAACUUGGUGUACAUAUCUGCUGCAUUUGACAUCAAAUUUAAGAUAUGAGAUUGUCCGCCUUUCCCUCUGCUUUGUUACUGGCACUGCUGCCCUUCACCUCCCAAGCACCUACCCACAGGCUCCUGCGAGGGAGCUUAAGACAUGAUCUCAUCUUUCUCUGAAAUCCAGCCGGUGAGAUAAAUCUGUUGAGGAGUGGUGAGGUCAGACCUUACAUGAAACACAAUGCUCUGCUGCAGCAUUGAAUAGUUCAAACCAUUCAAACAUCAGUAAUCUGUAAUAAAAUAUGGAGGUUAGCACAGGUCAAAAACUUCUCAUGGGACCUUGAAUCAUUCAAACAUGUUUGAAGCUGCUCUAGUCACAGUUUUGUGUAAACUAGGUGAUAGUAGUUCACAGUUCCCAGUCCAAGACCACCAUAAUGCACAAAAAAUGCCCAAAAAUAAAAUCAAUAUUUAUGUCUUUAAAGUUAUAUUAACUGCGCUACACCAUAAAAGCACACUGAAAGCCCAAGUAGGCAUAAAAAAACUUGGACUGAAUGUUACCGAACAUUUGACCAAACCAACCAAGAAUCAUCCAAUCUGGCAAAAAUGGUGCAAAGUUUGAAUGGAAUGCCUUGCUGUAAUGAGAGUGUGUCUAGUAUUGAGAACUGACCCAGAGUCCUCAUCAAACUCUUGAGCUACCCCUCAGAUCUGUUGAUCAUUUACGCACCUUUGAAGGUUUUUUACAGCGAAAGAGUCAAAUUUGAAGAGAACCACAGAGAGGCCAAAGCUGGGUCAGUGUUGGAGUCAGGAGCAGGCGUCACAGAAACUCUAAUGUUAGUAUUCGCUUGAUGGGAACAAAUUGACAGUUGUCAAUGGGGGAACUGUCAAGAUGUUGAAUACAUAAUAACUCCACCAAUUGUCAAUUACAUGGCUUCUUUUUCUACAACUAAUCCUUUGAAUAAUAUCCCACCAUUGGCAGUGUUUCUCAUCAAUGCAUCACAAUAUGCUCAGCUUUUGUUGUGCUGUUUUUGUAUCGUACAAACAGGUAUAGUUCGUGCUUCAAGCCUCUUCCCCAUCCUUAGUACCGUUCUGCUGAUGUUGGGUGGACUGUGUGUCGGAGUUGGGCGCAUCUACAGCACUAGAAAUAACAUCCUGCUCAGUGCUGGAAUCCUGUUUGUGUUUGCAGGUAGGGACUGACUGAUAUUGGUACAUAUACAAAGUGGUCAGAUUUGUAGACUACAGUUGAUGCUUUGAACUUCUUUUCAGCUAAUCUAAACUUGCAGCAUUGAACUUCCAUGUUUUCUUUGGUUUCCUCUCAUGAAACUCUCUGAUUCAUUCAUCUUUAUUAAUUUCAGGCCUGAGCAACAUCAUUGGCAUCAUUGUCUACAUCUCGAGCAAUGCUGGAGAUCCGAGCGACAAGAAGAAUGAGGACAAGAAGAACCAGUACAACUACGGCUGGUCUUUCUACUUUGGGGCCCUCUCCUUCAUCGUGGCAGAGUCAGUGGGAGUUCUUGCGGUCAACAUAUAUAUUGAGAAGAACAAAGAGACACGUUUCAGAGCUCGACGCGACUUUAUCAAAACCACCUCAUCUUCUUCACCGUAUUCUCGUAUCCCAAGUUACCGCUACCGACGGAGGCGCUCACGCUCCAGUUCGAGGUCAACAGACCCGUCCAGAGAGCCUUCGCCAGUGGGGUUAAAAAUCGGUGGAGGAAGUGGGGGAGGAGGGGGUUUGGGAAUGGGUUUGCCGAUGGGGGAUAUAUCAUUGUACGCCCUCAGUCGGGACCCUCUGAAGGGGGCAAGUGCUGCUGCAGGACCUUACAGUCCUGAGAGGGACUCUGGGUUUUUGCAAGUCCACAACUGCUUCCAAAAAGAUCUAAAAGAUGGAGUAAACAGGAGGACCACGCCAGUAUGA
Molecule: messenger RNA, 10677 nt
Organism: Xyrichtys novacula (pearly razorfish)
Lineage: Eukaryota; Metazoa; Chordata; Actinopteri; Labriformes; Labridae
Source: the annotation of a GenBank genome assembly